Messenger RNA from Oikopleura dioica, 1794 nucleotides. Lineage: Eukaryota; Metazoa; Chordata; Appendicularia; Copelata; Oikopleuridae. The record is from the annotation of a GenBank genome assembly.
AUGGCAAUUGAAACGCACAAAAAUUUCCCCUGUGAAAACUGCGACUCUGUGAAAUACAAGAAACGAGAUGGCCUGUGGAUUUGUACAGUAUGCAAGGCGGAAAAUACAGACAUCGUCGUGGAAGAAUUCGACGAAGAUCCAAAUGUCAGCAGUUAUCGAAUGAAGGCUACUGUCUCUCGGGCCGAAGCUAAGUCAGAGGAUCUUAGCUUUAUUCGAAACCGGGAUCAGGGCAAUCGUCCGUGGCUGACAAUCGAAGCUUUGCAGCAAAUUCUCCGAGGAAAAGCCCUCUCAAUUUGCCGAGAUCUGCAGCUAGAUGAAUCUGCCUCUUCAAAGAUCCUUCUACUUUUGCGCGAAAUGUGGUUCACCUAUCUCCGCGGCCGAUUGUUGUGCUUUGGUUCCGACUCCAACCCGGUCAACUUUCGCGACCGCGAUUUGCACAUGUACCGAGCGAUCAAGAACGAUGGCUUCAAUGGAUUCGAAAAGACGAGCUACGAUCCGAUGCAGUAUAAAAAGACGCCGAAAGACGUCGAGCUUGGAAUUUACUCUGCCGGGAACACCACUCACUUCGAAUUCACUUCUUCCGAUUCUGAGCCAGAAGCUCAAGUCGCUCUCAAUCGAGUGAAAAAACUCAAGCGCAAGAGAAAGACCCCUUCGGCAAAUUAUCAGCGAGUUUCCCUGCCAGAUGUUCAAGCAAUCAUCUUUCUUGGCUUCCGAGUUCUUGGGUACCCGAUUUCGUUCAAGUCCAUUUUCAAACAUUGCUUCAUCGACGAGGUGAGAAAAUUCUUGCCUUCUCACAUGACUCCAACAAGCGUCGAUUUGUUUCUGAAAAAGAUGUCGUUGAACCAAGGAAUGAGCGAAGAAAGCUUGGUUUCAAGAAACAAGCUUCAUCGAGUCACACUGGCUUUUGUCCAUCAUCACUUGAUAAAUCCCCUGUCGCAAUUGCUCGAUCAGCUGGACAGCAACAAUGCUCGAGGAUCUCUUCUUAUCCGGGAAUUGAAGAGCAAACUCUGCGAACUGCAACUUCCAGAAUCUUUCUGCGCUCUGGUCAAUCAAAGCUUUCCUUAUUUUCUUCAGAAAAUUGAUGCUAUCCAAAAGGAUAAAAUUGAGGUCUUUUUGCCUUUCAUCGACAUCUGGGCACUUGCGAUCAUCUACAUCUGCAUGGUAUCCAGCGUCGCAGACAAGGAAGUCCCCUGGCAAGCCUGGUGCCACGGAUGGGUAGCGAAAAAGAACAAAGAAAACAACGAGGAGUUUCUCAAGAAUCUGAUCGACACGGAAAUGAGUGAGGCCCGAAUCAAUUUCCGCGCGAAAAGCAGAAUUGAUGACAAGAAGAACUUCCAAAUUGUCCAAACCAUGCCUACCAUCGAAAAAGUUGAAAAGGAUGAAAACCCACAGAUGCCGGAAAUCGAAGUCUGCUUCCAGUCGAAAUUGAAGUUGCCGAAAGUCGAGUUGGACGAAGAUACGAAAUAUUUAAUCCACGCUUCUUUGCCUUCAAAAGUGCAACUCCAAGGAUUCAAAAAAUUUGACAAGCGACAUGUUUCGAAAGAGUCCUACAGCUACUACCGACAUUUCAUCAGACACUUGAGGAACGAAUCCAAUCAUUUGAGACUUGUGCACUUUGAAGACAAGAAGUUUAUCGGCAAUUUUCUUAGAACAAUCAAGAAGAAGCAAAAGCGAAGAUACGUAACAUACGAACACGAACUACCUCGACCUUGGUAUCUUGAUACAUUUGCUGAGCUUGCCUGUGUUUCUCAACAACAAUUCGUUGCUACUGUACUUAUUUUACUUGAUCAAUAA